UAACCACAUACUAUUUAUAUAAAGACACGCACACGUUUGAAUUCGAUACACACUUCUGUUAGAGAGAGAGAAAGAGAAAGAGAGAGAGAGAGAUAUGGAGAAGGCAAUUGAGAGACAAAGGGUUCUGCUUCAGCACCUACGACCAACUAACGCUGCCUCUUCCCUCGAUUCCAUCGAAUCCUCUGUUUCUGCAUCUGUAUGUGCUGCUGGGGAUAGUGCUGCAUAUCAGAGGAAUUCUGUUUAUGGAGAUGAUAUAGUCAUUGUUGCUGCAUAUAGGACACCUCUUUGCAAAUCAAAGAGGGGUGGCUUCAAAGAUACUUACCCAGAUGAUUUACUUGCCUCUGUGCUAAAGGCAUUGAUUGAGAAAACUAAUUUGAACCCUAGUGAAGUUGGGGAUAUAAUUGUGGGUACAGUCUUGGCACCUGGAUCUAUAAGGGCAAGUGAGUGCAGGAUGGCUGCUUUUUAUGCUGGAUUUCCUGAAACUGUUCCAGUUAGAACUGUGAACAGGCAAUGCUCUUCUGGUCUCCAAGCAGUUGCAGAUGUUGCUGCAGCUAUCAAAGCUGGAUUUUAUGACAUAGGCAUUGGGGCUGGCUUGGAGUCUAUGACUGUAAACACCAUGGCAUGGGAAGGCUCAGUCAAUCCUAGAGCUAGUACAUUACAGCAAGCUCAAAACUGUCUUCUUCCCAUGGGUAUUACUUCUGAAAAUGUUGCACAUCGCUUUGGUGUGACAAGGCAAGAACAAGAUCAGGCAGCUGUUGAGUCACAUAGGAAGGCUGCUGCUGCAACUGCUGCUGGAAAGUUCAAAGAUGAAAUAAUACCUGUGACAACAAAGAUUGUUAACCCAAAAACUGGAGAUGAGACUACCGUGACAAUCUCUGUUGAUGAUGGGAUUCGUCCAAAUGCAAGUAUUGGAGACCUGGCAAAGUUGAAACCUGUGUUCAAGAAAGAUGGGACCACCACUGCUGGAAACUCUAGUCAAGUUACUGAUGGGGCUGGUGCUGUACUGCUUAUGAAGAGGAGUCUUGCAAUCCAGAAAGGACUUCCAAUCCUUGGUGUAUUCAGGACUUUUGCUGCGGUUGGUGUAGAUCCUGCUGUAAUGGGCAUUGGUCCAGCCGUGGCAAUUCCGGCAGCUGUUAAAUCUGCUGGACUUGAACUGGAUGAUAUCGAUCUUUUUGAGAUCAAUGAAGCAUUUGCAUCACAGUAUUUAUACUGCCAAAAGAAGCUGGGACUUGAUCCAGAGAAGAUCAAUGUAAAUGGAGGUGCCAUGGCUAUUGGUCAUCCUUUGGGUGCAACAGGAGCUCGGUGUGUUGCAACUUUGUUGCAUGAGAUGAAGCGUCGUGGCAAAGACUGCCGCUAUGGUGUGGUUUCCAUGUGCAUAGGCACGGGAAUGGGUGCUGCGGGUGUUUUUGAGAGAGGCGAUGCUUGUGAUGAGCUCAGCAAUGCCCGAAAAGUCGAAACUCAUGGCUACUUGUCUAAGGAUGCUCGGUAGACCUCUCAUGGUGUAUAAAUCUCUUGGUUUCAUCAAUAAUUUAUGAAGUGGGAAGCAGUGACAUCAAUAAGUUAAAUUUUUAAGGGUAGUAGGGAAGUUUUUACUGUGGCACUUCAAUUGUAUGAUUGGAUUACAAAUUCCCAGACUUUAAUUAAUAUCAAGUAAUUGUAGCAGCAUAAUAAUCAAUGAGAACUUGUGUAAUCCUGAGUGUUGAAAUAUAUUUAUAAUUAGUUUA
Messenger RNA from Ipomoea nil (Japanese morning glory), 1724 nucleotides. RefSeq names its product 3-ketoacyl-CoA thiolase 2, peroxisomal. NCBI's taxonomy places the organism in Eukaryota, Viridiplantae, Streptophyta, Magnoliopsida, Solanales, Convolvulaceae. Gene Ontology annotation, molecular function: acetyl-CoA C-acyltransferase activity. The record is from RefSeq and is a predicted model, not a curated record. Gene Ontology annotation, cellular component: peroxisome. The coding region runs from base 95 to 1489 and encodes 464 amino acids. Gene Ontology annotation, biological process: fatty acid beta-oxidation; phenylacetate catabolic process. The transcript has 14 exons.